Molecule: messenger RNA, 3459 nt
Organism: Darwinula stevensoni
Lineage: Eukaryota; Metazoa; Arthropoda; Ostracoda; Podocopida; Darwinulidae
Source: the annotation of a GenBank genome assembly
AUGGUGAUAGUGAAAAGUGACUUCCCUCCAACAACGAAAGGGACAGCAAAGUCCAAGCCACCCCAUCCUUCUAAGACGCUGACCAGAGCGAUGACGGACGGCGGGGAGAUGAGCCAUUUCCAAGCACCGGCUGCGGUCUUUUCCAUCCAUAGAGAGUGUUCACUACGAGCCAAGGAAGGGAAAGGCUCUCUCAGAGAUUCUACGACCAGGCCUCAGAGCACGAAUUCGUCCAUCAACUGUCGUUCCGCCUACCACCACUGCACCUCGAGUAUCACGGGCUCCCCGCACCCGAAGAGAGCCAUGGAGCGUGACUGGCAUCGGUCGAGUCGGUUCUCCGAGGACCAAGAGACCUCCUGCAGUGACCUCGAUGGACAGUUUUCCCGAUGUGAACCGGUGGGAGAACCUCACAACAACCCCAUGAGCGAGCUUCCUCUGGCAUGCUGCAAUGACCAUGUCAUUUUGACCCUUCGGGAAAUGACUCAUGGUACGCCGGGUGCAUCCAGGAUUCUCGACAGCGUCUUGGAGGGGACCCUUCCAGUAUCCGAAGACGAUUUUAAAGAGGCAGAUCCCCUAGUGUGGAAUAUCGGGCUCUUGGCCUCGGCUUUCAAAGGGGACGUGACACAUGUCAGGCAUUUCCUCCACCUAGGAGCAGAUGUGGACACUCAAGACAGCUUCGGACGCAGACCUUUACAUCUGGCAACUCUUACAGGUGCCUACGAAUGUGUGAAAAGACUGGUCCGUGGCAAGGCUACCAUCGAUGUAUGGGACAAGGAACACAAAGUGACACCGUUGUGUUGUGCUGCCAUGGCCGGGUCCCUGGAAUGCAUCAGGUUCUUGGUGAAUCAUGGGGCUAACAUCAAUGCAGGCGUCCUCACACAUGGCGUGUCUGCGCUCAAAUAUGCCGUUACUGCCAAUGCAGUGGAAUGCGUUUCUUAUCUCCUCCAGCACGAUGCAGAAGUGAAUUUCAUCCAGGCCUACAGCGAGACCCCCGUCCACGUGGCAGCUGGCGAGGGAUUCGUCCAAUGCUUGGACAUGCUCCUCCAGCACGGCGGAGACACGCGGUCGUUGAGAGGAGUGAGUCGAAUGACUCCUCUUCACCUGGCAGCCGAAGACGGUGCCUCGGAAUGCGUGAAACUCCUUCUGAAAGCAGGGAGUGACGUCCACGCGACCAAUAAUCGCGGGCGAACUCCACUUCAUUUGGCUGCCUUGGCCCAAUCCACCGAAAGCGUACUGGCUUUGGUUCAAGCAGGGUCGGACCCAAACUCGCAAGAUGCGGACAAAAGAACUCCUCUUCACGCUGCAAUCGUCAAAGGCGCGAGGAACUUCGACAACGUGCGUGUCCUACUGGAAGCCAAAGCUAGUCCAAAUAUGCAGGAUUCCUUUGGAUACACUCCACUUCACCUUGCUGCAUUGAACGAAUACUCAUCGUGUGUCAAAAUGCUCCUCGAAUAUGGGGCAGACGUGACUAUCAAAACCAAUGGUGGAAUCACGGCUCUGCAGUACAUUGUCAGGAAAAGUCCCAGUUCUUUGGCCAAGUUUCGGGAGAUGUUCGACGAAAGCGUCACCCUCAACGACGAAAUGAACGACCGGGACAUGGAACUCAAGCUGAAUUAUAGCGUUCUGGUACCACAAGGUCAUAAGAGCGAGACAUCACUGUUUGUUCAUCUCAUCAAUUGUGGACAGCGUAGACUUCUCAGGCAUCCACUUUGUGAAAGUUUUCUGUAUCUCAAGUGGCUCAAAGUCAGAAAGUUCUUUUUCUUCAACCUUGUUUUCUACCUCUUCUUCGUGGUGCUUCUCACCGGAUAUAUUCUCAAAGUCUACCGAGAAGAAUGUCUAAAGCGAGGACAUGCAAACUCUACUGCCUGCAAACAUCUGGAGACGGAACAGGGAAGAGAAGAAUUUCUGCAGGGACCAUUAAUCCAGGUCAUUUGGUACUCCAUGCUAGUGUUUCUUUUUGCUUUGCUUCUAAAAGAGGUGUUUCAGAUAAGCCAGGGUGUGAAAGAAUACUUUCAACUGUGGGAGAACUUUCUCCAGUGGGCCAUAAUCGUUCAAACAAUGUUCCUCAUCAAACUACAUUAUGAGGAGGCAUUUCUCCCCACAUGGACAUAUCAUCUAGCAGCCUCAGCGAUUCUUUUCGCCUGGACCGAGAUGAUGCUCUUAAUAGGACGGUUUCCCCUCUUCGGUCUCUACAUCCAAAUGUUCGCAAUCGUCCUCAAGGACUUUGCAAAGUUCUUAUUUGCAUAUUCUUGCCUGAUUGUAGCCUUCUGCUUGAGCUUUAUGGUGCUGUUUCACAAUAAGGAUCAAUUUAUGAAUCCAGGCGAGGCCUUCAUCACAACACUGGUCAUGAUGACAGGAGAAUUUGAAUACUCAGAUGUGCUCUUCUUCAAUACAGGAAACAAAAAAGAUAGCAAUAGCAGUGAUGCCAGCGAUGACAAAAGUGAAUUUCCUGGUACAUCUCAUGUCAUUUUCCUCUUGUACCUCCUAAUAGUGAGCAUCAUCUUAAUGAACCUGUUGGUUGGUCUGGCUGUUAACGAUAUCCAGGGCCUCCAAAAGACAGCAGGCCUGGAGCGACUGGUUCGUCAAACUGAGCUCAUAGCGCACAUCGAGUCCACCAUCUUCAGCAAGUGGUUUUCUAUGUUGCCCUCCAAAAUUCUCAAUAUUCUCCACAAGGCAGCUCUUGUGGUUCCUGAAGCCUAUAGAUGGACCAUCUACAUCCGUCCAAAUGACCCACGGGACAAACGCCUUCCAAGGGAUAUUGUGGAGUCUGCAUUCAGAUUGGCGAAGACGAAGCGCAAGACUUUUAAUGCGCAGCGAAAUGCAAUACGUGGGUAUUCCGUCUACUCGAGCCCAUCAGAUAACGACGCAUUUGAGUGGGGUGAGAGCAUGGAGCACAUGGAGCAGAUGAAGGGCAUGCUGAACACACUGAUUAGUGAUCGAAAUCUGAGAGAUACCCAGAUGGAUUAUUUGGAGCAGAAAGUUGACAAGUCAGAAGAAACUCUAGGGCAAGUGAAGAACCAGCUACAAUCCCUCCAAGCUUCCCUAUUGAGCUUGCACAAGCUCCUGGACAAUAAAGAUGUAGAACUAAAAGAAGAAAAUGUUCAAAAUGGGUAUGUCAAUACUGCAAUGACAGAUGACCAGAAUAAUGUUGAUGAUCAUUCCCACUCCAGUGGAAGUCACAUGAUGAGCCAAGGAUCGACAAACUCUGUCCACAGUGGUGAGUUUUGAAUACGAGUUAAUAUUUUUCAACUGUGGAUAGCAGUCUCCUUCCAAAUUAAAAACCCAGUGCUUACAUUUAUUUCCAUUUUGAGGCCUCAUGAUUCAUCAAGCUUUGGUGUGAUUCCAAACUUACUGUGAUGAAUGACAAUCAUGGAACUUCCAUACCAUCAUCUCUUUGCUGAUCUUUCUGUUGUGAUGUCUUCCCAGUUUCUUAUGGAUAAUACAGGUUCUUUUUUUAUUCAA